Chaetomium globosum CBS 148.51 is the source of this 849-nucleotide messenger RNA. RefSeq lists its product as uncharacterized. The record is from RefSeq and is a predicted model, not a curated record. The transcript has 4 exons. The coding region runs from base 1 to 849 and encodes 282 amino acids. Lineage: Eukaryota; Fungi; Ascomycota; Sordariomycetes; Sordariales; Chaetomiaceae.
AUGCCACUGCACUCCGACCUAUCAACCCACAAGACGACCAAGUUGGCGAGACUCUACCUAGCAGCGGACGAACGCGCCGAUCAGGACAACGGCCGUUGUAUGAUUCAGGGACAAGACGGGUAUAAGUGGGGUAUCAGUGAGAAGGAACAGAAUACAUCUUCCAAUUGGCUAAAGUACGGGAAUCCUGCAUUUUUCGAGGACAUUCACGGACUGAAGAACUGGGCUGCGGUGUUCCUGCGUCAAAGGAGCCUAGGACAUGGGGUACAUUGUCCUGCACAUGACCGGUUCAACAAGAGGAGGAAAACCCGAGGCCGGAGGCCCCGUCAGGGCCCGCAGAGUCCCACGCCCACUGAACUAGCCGCUAGUGUAGUGGCCCAGUGGGUUAACUACAAAUGGAAGAUCGGGGGGAAGGAUAGGGGGUCGAAUACCAAGGAGGUGGUCGAACUGGCCUGGCAGGCCCGGUGGGAACAACAGAGAGCUAGUCAACAAAGUACUACUCGACAGAGGGUAUUAAACAGGAGGAUAGCCGACGAAGACCCCCCAGCCCUCUUAUUUACCGACAAAGCUCUGAUGAGACACGAAGGUCUUACAAAGGCGCAGAGCUCCCUCCUUUCCCAGGCCCGUAUCGGGGAUAUAGGCCUCCGGGACUACCUGUUCAGGGUGAAAGUCCCGGAGGUCCGUACCCCCUAUUGCGAGUGCGGGAGGGGCAGGGAGACAGUGGAGCACUUGGUGGUUUGGUGCCCCGACCCGCCGUUACAAAGGCCGUGGGACGGCAGAGAGAUUCGGUCACAUCGGGACCUACAAACCGUAUUACGGGGGAGUAGGUGCCCGGAGCAGAAGAUUUGUUAG